Molecule: messenger RNA, 5395 nt
Organism: Astyanax mexicanus (Mexican tetra)
Lineage: Eukaryota; Metazoa; Chordata; Actinopteri; Characiformes; Acestrorhamphidae
Gene: tlcd3a
Product: TLC domain containing 3A
Exons: 5
Coding region: 469-1296 (275 amino acids)
Biological process (GO): lipid homeostasis
Cellular component (GO): membrane; endoplasmic reticulum
Source: RefSeq, a predicted model, not a curated record
CCUUGCCCCUCUGUCUGUGUCUCUGUGUUUCUGUGUGUGAGCAGUAGAGAAGAGGAACCCGCCGGCAGACUGACUGACUGCUUUCAGUGCUCUUUUCAUCGCCAACUCCGGCGUGGAAAACAAGUUUCAUGUUGCAGCGAGGCUUUAGAGCGAGUCCGCUGGAGCUAGAGGCAUGAUCCGGCGCGGACUGGGGCUUCUGUAGCUGCUGCUCUGGGGUGAAGGCUGGUGGGUCCCGGGUCUUUUCGCCGCUCGUUUUUCGGUGGGAUUCGGAUUCGGGGGCGAGAGAGGGGGUGAGGGGAGCUGGGGCUGGAGGCCAGAGCUCUGUAAUGCGCUGCGCUGCGCUGAAACUGCAAGCUCAGGCGAGAUAACCGCAGAUAAACCGACGCUAGCUGGCUGAAUCCACUACAGCAGCAGCAGCUCCAGCUCCGUGUAACGGCUCUAACGGAACUCGCUCGAGACGCCGCAGAGAUGUGGCGGCUGCUGUUCUCCGGUAUCGUGGUCUUUCCCGGUCUGUUCAUCGCCUUUAGGAAAGUCCUGCCGGCUGUUUUUAAGCGGUGGACCGAUGCGGACGUCGUGCUGGUCAGUGAGAGGCUGGUCUCCUCCAUUCAUGCCAUUAUGGCCACCACGGCUGGAAUCAUUGUGGUGUCCUCAUGCAGGAGCAACGUGAUAACAGACAGGCACUGGCUGGUCACCUCGUUUGUGAUCUGGUAUGGAGUGCCCUAUAUGUCAUAUGACAUCUUUGCCAUGUACCUCAGCCACUUCUAUCGUUUUCGGGUCAAAGGUCAUGAGGAUUAUAAAGGUCACUCUUUAAGGACUAUCAACUCGUUUGUGAGGAAAGAGUUCCUGCUGGUCCUUCAUCACAUUGCACUCCUCACCAUCCUCCUGCCUAUUACGCUGUUCUUUAGGAAGGACCAGGGUGAUUACUUCAUCGGCUGCCUCUUCCUCACAGAGCUCAGCACACCUUUCGUCUCACUGGGCAAAAUCCUCAUUCAGCUGAGUAUGCAGGAGUGCUGGCUGCACAAGAUGAAUGGAGGCAUGGUGCUGCUGAGUUUCUUCCUGUGCCGCAUCGUGCUGUUUCCCUACAUGUACUGGGUGUACGGUUCACACUACGGCAUCCCCCUCUACAGCGUUCCCUUCCACAUCCCUCUCUCAGCCAACCUGGGCAGCCUCUGCAUCCUCUCACCACAAGUCUACUGGUUCGUCCUGCUGUGCCGAAAGGGUUACCGGCUCUACAAGCGUCAGUGCAACCAGGGUUCACCUAUAUCAUCAACAGAGCAGCUCUCCAAAACAGAUUAGUAGCACGAGGACAAUCACGGCAACAGUUUAAAAAAGAAAAAGAAAAACGUCAACAUCAACCGCUAGGAUACUCCAGGACUGUACUGCAACUGCUUCUGCUAUCACUUCAUGUAUUAUAAAAGGACUAUUAGUAUUUUUCUCUACUCUUGCACACUCUUACACACUCCUACACUUAUAUAUGGCUGUUCAAGUGCUGCUCCGCCCCAGUUAAUUGGAGCAUACACCUAGGUUGAUCUCCAAAUCCACCAUAUCUGAAGCUCCUUUAUGACCUGUAGUAGGCAUGGUCAUGAUAAAACCCUGCCUCCUUCAUUUGUCUUUAUGAUGUACAGAUAUGUGGAGGCAAGGGGCUAGAAGGCAGAAGAAGAGUGAAAACGGCUCUGCGAGAGGUGUGCCCCCGAAUAAGUCAUAUAGAUCAAAGGUCAUGAACCUCUCUCAUUGUUGUCUAAUUAUUUAGAUAUUGAACACUGGAUGCUGGAGAAUUGUUCGCAGUUUGGAUUGAUGUUACUGGAAUUAAGUUUUUUUUUUUUGAGGGGUCAACCCCUAAAACAAUACAUCGCCCUCCUUAGAAGUUUGCAAGAGGUUUGUUCAUGUAUUUUGGAGGGUGGAAGAAGGUGUUGGACUUCUCAGACAUCUAUGAGUGGCCUCCACAGACUUAUACUAGUCCAGUUUCACCAGCACUGAUUAUCAAAACCCUUACAUCUACCUGUAUCAUUUCAGUAUAUAAAAUAUAAAUACUAUAUUAUUUUUUAAAUAUAAUUUAUCUUUUUUUUCCGGCCCCAUUCUUGUUUUGCAUUGCUUGGCCUCACCCCAUGCGUUGCUCUCCAGAUGCCUCUUGGCUCACAUGGCAAACAUAUCCACAGCUGCAGCUCUGCUGUUAUCUUUGUUUACGAAUGAUCGCUAGUGAUCUGUUUUCAUGCACAAACACACAAACACACACUGCCCUCCUAUGACUGUUCAUGCUCUUCAUCUACACUCCUUACAAGUGCGUCAAAAGUCUUACAGUGGUGAACCAUACCUUCUUACCUUCUAUCCUGUAUGGAGAAGGGCUUUAGAAAACCUGUGACUGCUCGGAUCCACAGGGGGCAGCAGAGUUUCAGGUCACGUGUUUACACACAUUUUAUAUUUCACAAAGCAGGAUUUGUUAGUUAACCAGAUUUGGUUAAAUAUGGUAGAACAGAGGAGGUGGCCUCAAGUGAACAAUAGUACAGUUCAAUUGCAGUUUUUUUUUUUUUUUUUUUUUUUUAAUAAAAAUCUGAGGCAGGCUAUCGCCACCCAUUAAACAAUAAAAAAAGACAAAGAGGUAGUCUGGCUCUUCACAUGCACACGUGUUGUGCUGCAGUACAAGUGCAACAGAUUACGCCAGUGAUUCCCGUAUCUACCGUAACUGUAGAUUAACUCUUAUUUAUAAGGAGAAAUUAAGGAAUCCAGGGGUGAUCUAUUGCUCUUAUUCUGUUGCAUGAUGUUCAUGCAUGCAAAGGGGAGUCUAAUUCUGUCAGGAGGGCAGAAUUCGGCACAGCCUCUAGAAAGGUAACUCAUUGAUUUGAUAACACACUGUCCAAUGCACAUUCUUUUGCAAACCAGUCAGUACCAAGUAUAUUGUGAAGCUGGCCACAUAGGAUGUAGGAUGUUCUUUUGUGCACUCGAAGUCACAAAACUACAGUGUGAAACCAAAACUAACUGGAUACAAAAUGUAUACAAUGUAAAACAUGCAACAACCUUGAUUCAUACUUUGGGCUAAAAAUGCUCUUAAGCUCAAAAGUCAGGUCUGUGCAGUAGUGUUUAAAUUGUUUUAAUUUAAAGCAGAUUCUGACUUUUGGCCUUAAUGUAUCCAGUUUUACUAAGAAAUCCUCCUUUGUGGAAUAUCUCUCAGAUAAUAUCAGUGCAGUUGCACUUUUGCCAUGAUGACCGAGGCUUCUGUGAGCUCCUGGACUGUUACAUGGGGGUGGGGUGCUUGCAUAGGCGGGAAAGGGGGGCAUACAACACUUGGCAUAUCUUUCAGGUCACUUAACUCCUGGGGGGCAUCUCUGGGCAACAGUUAAAGCAAUAACGCUGGACGAAAGUCAAGGGAUUAUGAGUAGUUAGUUUAAUAGUGCUGUCAGAAUGGGGCCAGGUCACAGAGAGCUUGAAAAGCUGCAUUGCUCUCUGCUCCUAACAAUAACUUUUAUAUUCCGGCAAGAAAAAUGAAAGAAACAGUGUCCAGUGCUUAUCUUAUAAAUGGGUUUCCUGGAGUUUCUCUCUUGGUAUUGCUUUAAGAAGAUGACUGACCGGCCUUUUAGAAGGCGACAAAUCCUUCAGUGUCAUCACAAGGCUGUUUAAUCUCUUUUAGCUGAGGCUGAAAUUAGACUGCAGUUGACCUAUCAAUUGAGCUCCGCCCACAUAUGCGACAUGGCAACUGUUGCCAAGUUGGACAAGCAUUACAGAAUAUUGGCAAAAAUUUGCAUUUGGCAUUUAACCUGUCCUUUAGCUUCUCUUAUGAUGCACAAUUAAAGCAGGGCGGCAGCUGCUGACUGGUCUUCUGUACAAAUGAUUUAGAGUGAAUUAUCUUUAGCCAUAGCAUGGAACUCCAAGACCUUCUUCAAAGGGCAUUAGCAUUUCCUGAACACAUCUUUCAUAACACGUUUUCAGCAAAUGCAGAUGAUAUAAAUACACUAUAAAUUUAUUAUAGUACCUCUUGGAUUACAUUUAAGCACUUUUAGCAGCACAUACCUUUAAAAUGAUUUUCAUCUCAGAUGAGCAUAAGCCAGUGGCUGCCUUUAGUUUCUACAAUAGUAAAUCUAGAUUUUUUUUCUUUUCAUCUGGAUUGAAACACUGAAAGCUUAUAUCUUUUCUACGUAGGAGAUUAAAUCAAUGUAUACAUGCCUAUUGAGCUUUAGCGUCUACAACCUGCAGUGCAUUGUGUUUGUUCUUUUGUUCACACAGUUGUACCUUUUUUUUUUGUCAUAUGGCCAGUUUCUUCCCUUCUGAAGUUCUUGCUGAAGCCAGUUUGUUUUCUACCAAUCAGAUGAAGAACAGCUAAAUAUCUCUCUCUUCAUCUCAUUGGCUACCAGUCAUCUCCACUCAGAAGUCUUAAAGUCUUAAUGAUUUGCCAGAUGUAGUUAUAUGGCUGAAAGCUAGUGGCCACCACUUUCCGUAAUGCCAUUUGUGGAACUUCAUUUUACAUACACAAGACCCUGUUUAUACCUGGUCAGUUCAAGCAUGUUGAGGAUCAGGAUUAUAUCUGCAUAAGAUCAAACCACAUAAAAUGCAAGUGUUAACACACACAGUAAAACACAUUAAAAUAAAUACAAAUCUUAUCACUCUAACAACUUCAAGAUCUGGUUUGAGACAAAUCUGGGCCACAUUUUACUCACAAGACAUAUUUGACAAACCAAACACCUCACAACACAGCUAAAACACUAUUAUUUAUUGCACAGCUACCGAAUUUGCAUAUUCCAUCCCACACAGUAAAUGGAUUUCGGUUUGAGUUACCAGAGACAAAAAUCUUAGCAGGACGCUAUCCAGAUACUAAUCACUAUAAUGAAAUGACCAGGUGUAAAUCUUGAGUGUCACCUUUUGACUUCUGAGGGGAAGGGAAUGUGUGCAUGUUCUCAUUACUGUGAUUUACACAUACAUACACUUCAUGUCAUAUCAUAUCCAAGUAGCAUUUUAAGUAAAUAAUUAAGGUCAGCUUCUGUAAGCUUACUGCUAAUCAUAUCCCGAUAAUCACGCUUUUAUUCUUCAGAGAGAUUUUUAACAGUAAUUUAUAAAGAAGUCUUAGGCGUAGUCUAAUAGAAGGCUUCCUUUCUGCUCAGGGUUCAGUGAAGUCGAUGUUAACUUCUAUGGAUAGAGGUUUAUUUUAGAUACGAAAGAUAAUUUAAACUGUGAGUUUAAAAAGUGACUGUAAAAUGGAAAAAAGACACAAGCUGAGACUGAAAAUGGCCAGCAAGACACAAUUGAGUCCUGCUCCGGUGCUUCGUUUGUUUUUGUUGGCUACUUUUCUGACAUGAUUUGUGAUAUUGCAACAAUAGGGUUGGUAGACCAAAGAUUGUCAGGCACUUUACUCAACGAUAACAAAGUUAACCAAGACCGAAGAGAACGCAUGACACAGUACUGUAGAUGA